Messenger RNA from Euleptes europaea (tarantolino), 7963 nucleotides. It is a transcript of the gene USP24, whose product is annotated as ubiquitin specific peptidase 24. Gene Ontology annotation, cellular component: cytosol; nucleus. The record is from RefSeq and is a predicted model, not a curated record. The coding region runs from base 42 to 7862 and encodes 2606 amino acids. Gene Ontology annotation, biological process: protein deubiquitination. Gene Ontology annotation, molecular function: protein binding; cysteine-type deubiquitinase activity; cysteine-type endopeptidase activity. NCBI's taxonomy places the organism in Eukaryota, Metazoa, Chordata, Lepidosauria, Squamata, Sphaerodactylidae. The transcript has 67 exons.
CCAGCGGGAGCAGCCUCUGAGCCGGAGCCGAGAGGGACGCCAUGGAGAGCGAGGAGGAGCAGCACACGACGACGCUGCUGUGCAUGGGCUUCUCGGACGCGGCCGCCAUCCGCAGGGCCCUCCGCUUGGCCAAGAACGACAUCAACGAGGCCGUGGCGCUGCUCACCAACGAGCGGCCCGGCCUGCACUAUGAGCCCAUGGAGAGCGGAGGCGGCGGCCCGGGAGGCGGCGGGGGCGGCGGCGGCGGCCCGGGAGGGCCCCAGCCAAGCGGCGGCACCCGCGGCGGAGGGGACGGCGACGGCAGCGGGGGCGGCGGCGGCAGCAGCGGCGGCUUCGACCCGCCUCCUGCUUAUCAUGAGGUGGUGGAGAACGAGAAAAAUGAUGAAAAUGGGAACUGUUCAGGAGAAGGUAUUGAAUUUCCCACAACAAAUCUGUAUGAACUGGAGAGCAGAGUAUUAACAGAUCAUUGGUCCAUCCCAUAUAAGCGGGAAGAAUCCCUUGGCAAGUGUCUAAUUGCAUCCACCUAUCUAGCAAGGCUGGGACUUUGUGAUUCUGAUGAAAACUGCAGGAGAUUUAUGGAUAGAUGUAUGCCUGAAGCUUUUAAAAAGCUAUUGACAUCAAGUGCUGUUCAUAAAUGGGGUACAGAAAUUCAUGAGGGAAUCUACAACAUGUUGAUGCUACUGGUAGAUCUGGCUGCUGAGAGAAUAAAGCAAGACCCUAUUCCUGUUGGUCUCCUUGCUGUACUUACCAUGGCUCUUAAUCCUGACAAUGAGUAUCAUUUCAAAAACAGAAUGAAAGUGUGCCAAAGAAACUGGGCAGAAGUAUUUGGUGAAGGAAACAUGUAUGCUGUUUCCCCCAUUUCUACUUUCCAGAAGGAACCACAUGGAUGGCUAGUGGACUUGGUGAACAGGUUUGCAGAGUUAGGUGGGUUUUUGGCAAUUCAGUCUAAAUUACAUUCAGAAGAUAUUGAACUUGGGGCAGUUUCUUCAUUGGUUCAGCCUUUGGGGGUCUGCGCAGAAUAUCUCAAUUCUUCAGUAGUGCAGCCAAUGCUGGAUCCAGUAAUUCAUAACAUGAUUAAAUAUGUACAGAAUGUAGAGGAAAAGGACCUGAAAGACAAGAGGCUGGUCAGUAUCCCCGAACUCUUAUCUGCCAUCAAGCUCCUUUGUAUGCGUUUCCAACCUGACUUAGUAACAGUAGUGGAUGACCUGCGGUUAGACAUCUUAUUGCGUAUGUUGAAAUCACCACACUUCAGUGCAAAAAUGAAUUCGCUCAAAGAAGUAACAAAGCUUAUUGAAGACAGUACUGUAUCCAAAUCAGUGAAGAAUGCAAUAGAUACAGAUAGAUUAUUGAACUGGCUAGUGGAAAACUCUGUCUUGUCAAUUGCAUUGGAAGGUAACAUAGAUCAGGCACAAUAUUGUGAUCGUAUAAAGGGAAUAAUUGAGCUGCUGGGUAGCAAGCUAUCAUUAGAUGAGCUGACUAAAAUUUGGAGAAUACAGUCAGGACAGUCAACAACUGUGAUAGAGAACAUCCACACAAUUAUUGCAGCAGCUGCUGUGAAGUUCAGUUCAGACCAGCUCAAUCAUCUCUUUGUCCUUAUUCAGAAGAGUUGGGAAUCUGAGAGUGAUAGAGUGAGACAGAAACUAUUGAGCUUGAUAGGACGUAUUGGCCGGGAAGCGCGUGUAGAAGCUACCACUGGAAAGGUUCUCGAGGUUCUCUGGGACUUGGCUCAUCUUCCGACAUUACCUAGCAGUUUGAUUCAACAGGCCUUGGAGGAACAUUUGACAAUCCUUAGUGAUGCAUAUGCAGUGAAGGAGGCAAUAAAAAGAAGCUACAUCAUCAAGUGCAUAGAAGAUAUUAAGAGGUCAUCCCAGCAUAAUAAUCCUCAGUUUGUAUGGGUGGUACCAGCUUUACGUCAGCUCCAUGAAAUCACACGUUCUUUUAUUAAGCAAACCUACCAAAAACAAGAUAAGAGCAUUAUUCAGGAUCUGAAGAAAAACUUCGAGAUAGUGAAAUUGGUAACAGGAAGUUUAAUAGCAUGUCACCGAUUGGCUGCCUCAGUGGCAGGUCCUGGGGGCCUGGCUGGAAUAACAUUAGUAGAUGGACGAUAUACAUAUCGGGAGUAUUUAGAAGCACACUUGAAAUUUCUGGCAUUUUUCCUUCAAGAAGCCACCCUCUACUUGGGAUGGAAUCGUGCUCGAGAAAUCUGGGAAUGUCUUGUGACUGGCCAGGAUGUUUGUGAAUUAGAUCGAGAGAUGUGUUUUGAAUGGUUUACAAAAGGACAGCAUGACCUUGAGAGCGAUGUGCAGCAGCAACUCUUUAAAGAAAAAAUUCUUAAACUGGAGUCCUAUGAAAUUACUAUGAAUGGUUUUGGUUUGUUUAAGACCUUUUUUGAAAACGUGAACCUCUGUGAUCACCGAUUGAAACGACAAGGAACUCAACUGCAUGUAGAAAAACUGGAAUUAAUCGGAAUGGAUUUUAUUUGGAAAAUUGCAAUGGAGUCACCUGAUGAAGAAAUCGCUAAUGAAGCAAUUCAGUUGAUAAUAAACUACAGUUACAUUAAUCUAAAUCCUAGAUUGAAAAAGGAUUCCGUAUCGCUCCAUAAGAAAUUUAUUGCUGAUUGUUACACAAGAUUAGAAGCAGCCAGUUCAGCUCUUGGUGGCCCAACACUGACACAUGCAGUAACCAGAGCUACCAAAAUGUUAACAGCAACUGCCAUGCCUACAGUGGCAACAUCUGUCCAGUCUCCCUACAGGUCAACGAAACUUAUAAUAAUUGAGAGGCUGCUGCUGUUGGCAGAACGCUAUGUCAUCACUAUAGAGGACCUUUACUCUGUUCCUCGAACUAUUCUACCUCAUGGUGCCUCCUUUCAUGGACAUCUUUUAACACUUAAUAUUACAUAUGAGUCUACCAAAGAUACCUUUACAGUAGAGGCUCAUAGCAAUGAAACCAUAGGGAGUGUCAGGUGGAAGAUAGCAAAGUUGUUGAAUUCUCCUGUGGACAACAUUCAGAUAUUUGCAAAUGACAGUUUGUUAACAGUGAAUAAAGAUCAAAAACUACUACACCAGUUGGGUUUUUCUGAUGAGCAAGCCCUUACUGUGAAGACAUCAGGAAGUGGCACCCCAUCAGGGAGCUCUGCAGAUUCCUCCACUAACUCCAGCAACAGUAGUAAUGUCUUCAGCUCAUCCUAUGCAAUGGAACAGGAAAAAUCCCUCCCUGGAGUAGUAAUGGCUCUGGUGUGUAAUGUAUUUGACAUGCUUUACCAGCUUGCUAAUCUAGAGGAGCCAAGGAUAACUUUGAGAGUAAGGCGGCUUCUUUUGUUGAUUCCUACUGAUCCAGCUAUUCAAGAAGCUCUUGAUCAGCUAGAUUCUUUAGGACGAAAGAAAACAUUAUUGUCUGAAUCAAAUUCUCAGUCUUCAAAAUCCCCAUCUCUGUCUACAAAGCAUCAACACCAGCCUACUGCUAGUUCAAUACUUGAAAGCCUCUUCAGGUCUUUUGCUCCAGGAAUGUCUACUUUUAGAGUGCUCUACAAUCUUGAGGUCCUGAGUUCCAAGCUAAUGCCUACAGCAGAUGAUGAGAUGGCAAGAAAUUGUGCCAAAUCUUUUUGUGAAAAUUUUCUCAGAGCAGGUGGGCUGAGCUUGGUGGUGAAUGUUAUGCAAAGAGACUCCAUCCCCUCAGAAGUAGACUAUGAAACCAGGCAGGGAGUUUAUUCCAUCUGUCUGCAGCUCGCAAGGUUUUUGCUUGUUGGGCAAACAAUGCCUACCUUACUUGAUGAGGAUCUGGCUAAAUAUGGAGUAGAAGCACUCUCUUCACGCCCGUUCCGAAAUAUAAGCCGACAGUCUACCCGACAGAUGUCCAUUUGUGGAACCCCAGAGAAGUCUUCCUACCGGCAGCUGUCUGUUUCAGAUAGGUCUUCUAUCAGAGUGGAGGAGAUCAUUCCUGCUGCACGGGUUGCCAUACAAACCAUGGAAGCAAAUGACUUCACUUCCACAUUGGCUUGUUUCAUGCGUCUCUCGUGGGCGGCUGCUGCAGGACGGCUUGACCUAGUGGGAAGCAGCCAGCCUAUAAAAGAAAGUAACACCCUGUUUCCUGCUGGGAUUCGUAACCGGCUUAGCAGCUCAGGAAGCAAUUGCAGUUCAGGAAGUGAAGGAGAGCCAACUGCUCUGCAUGCUGGGAUCUGCGUGAGGCAACAUUCUGUAUCCACCAAAGAUGCACUGAUCGCUGGCGAGGCCUUGUCUCUCUUAGUCACAUGCCUACAGCUUCGCAGUCAGCAACUGGGAUCUUUCUACAACCUUCCCUGCGUUGCUGACUUCAUCAUAGACAUCUUGCUUGGCUCUCCAAGUGCUGAAAUCCGUCGUGUUGCCUGUGACCAGUUGUACACUCUCAGUCAGACAGAUACAUCGGCUCACCCGGAGGUGCAGAAGCCAAACCAGUUUCUCUUGAGCGUCAUCCUUACGGCUCAGCUGCCCCUUUGGUCACCUACCAGCAUCAUGAGAGGAAUUAACCAGAGACUCUUGGCUCAGUGUACAGAGUACUUUGAUCUUAGAUGCCAAUUACUGGAUGAUCUCACAUCUUCAGAAAUGGAACAGCUAAAGAUUAGCCCAGCUGCCAUGUUGGAGGAUGAGAUCACCUGGUUGGAUAACUUCGAACCAGCCCGUGCAGCAGAGUGUGAAACUAGUGAAGCUGACAAUGUUUUAUUGGCUGGACACUUGAGGCUCAUUAAGACUCUGCUGUCGUUGUGUGGGGCAGAGAAGGAAAUGCUUGGCUCUUCUUUAAUCAAACCAUUAUUAGAUGACUUCCUAUUCCGAGCAUCUCGGAUUAUCCUGAACAGCCAUUCUCAAGCUGGCAGUGCUGCUGUUACCCAGCAAGACUUUCACCCCAAAUGCAGCACAGUGAAUAGUCGAUUAGCAGCAUAUGAAGUGCUUGUGAUGUUGGCUGAUAGCUCACCUUCCAAUCUUCAGCUUAUUACAAAAGAACUGCUUUCUAUGCAUCACCAGCUCGAUCCAGCUCUUUCCAAAGAGUUUGAUUAUCUCCCACCAGUAGAUGGUCGAUCUGUUUCGGGAUUUGUGGGACUGAAGAACGGUGGAGCCACUUGUUACAUGAAUGCAGUCUUCCAGCAGCUCUAUAUGCAGCCAGGACUUCCUGAGGCUUUGCUUUCGAUUGAUGAUGAUAUGGAAAACCCUGAUGACAGCGUAUUCUAUCAGGUUCAAUCUCUCUUUGGUCAUCUGAUGGAAAGCAAACUACAGUAUUAUGUACCUGAAAACUUCUGGAAGAUCUUCAAGAUGUGGAACAAAGAGCUUUAUGUACGUGAACAGCAAGAUGCUUAUGAGUUCUUCACCAGUCUUAUAGAUCAGAUGGAUGAAUACCUGAAGAAAAUAGGGCGAGACCAAAUAUUUAAGAACACUUUCCAGGGCAUCUACUCUGAUCAAAAGAUCUGCAAGGACUGCCCUCAUAGGUAUGAAAGGGAGGAAGCUUUUGUUGCUCUUAAUCUAGGAGUGACUUCAUGCCAAAGCCUGGAAAUUUCACUGGAUCAGUUCGUUAGAGGAGAAGUUCUAGAAGGAAGUAAUGCUUACUACUGUGAGAAAUGUAAAGAAAAGAGAACUACAGUGAAACGGACCUGCAUUAAAGCUCUGCCCAGCGUGUUGGUGAUCCACCUCAUGAGAUUUGGAUUUGACUGGGAAAGUGGACGUUCCAUUAAAUAUGACGAACAGAUAAAAUUCCCCUGGAUGCUGAACAUGGAACCCUAUACUGUUUCAGGAAUGGCUCGCCAAGAUUCUUCUGCAGAAGUUGGUGACAGUGUGCGAAAUGUAGAUCAGGGAGGUGCAGGAUCUCCCCGGAAAAAAGUUGCCCCUACAGAAAACUAUGAACUGGUUGGCGUGGUUGUACACAGCGGGCAGGCGCAUGCAGGGCACUACUAUUCCUUCAUCAAGGACAGGAGGGGAUGCGGAAAAGGAAAAUGGUACAAAUUUAAUGAUACUGUUGUUGAAGAAUUUGAGUUGAAUGAUGAAACAUUGGAAUAUGAAUGCUUUGGUGGAGAGUAUAGACCAAAAGUUUAUGAUCAAUCAAACCCAUAUCCUGAUGUUCGCCGUCGAUACUGGAAUGCUUACAUGCUCUUUUAUCAGAGAGUCUCUGAUCAGAAUUCUCCAGUCCUGCCAAAGAAAAGCCGAGUCAGUGUGGUGCGUCAGGAAGCAGAGGAUCUCUCCUUAUCUGCACCAUCUUCACCAGAAAUUUCACCACAGUCAUCACCCCGACCCCAUAGACCCAGUAGUGAUCGUCUGUCCAUCUUGACCAAGCUAGUUAAAAAAGGAGAGAAAAAGGGUUUAUUUGUAGAGAAAAUGCCAGUUCGGAUAUAUCAGAUGGUGAGGGAUGAAAACCUGAAAUUUAUGAAGAACAGAGAUGUCUACAGCACUGACUAUUUUAGUUUUGUCCUGUCACUGGCUUCAUUAAAUGCUACAAAAUUAAAACAUCCCCACUACCCAUCUAUGUCAAGAGUGAGUUUACAACUAGCAGUCCAGUUCAUCUUCCAAACAUAUCUGCGAACUAAGAAAAAGCUCAGGGUUGACACAGAAGAAUGGAUUGCAACCAUUGAUGCUUUGGUCUCUAAAAGUUUUGAUGCUUGUCAGUGGUUGGUUGAAUAUUUUGUUGGGGCAGAAGGACGAGAGCUCAUAAAGACUUUUCUGCUUGAAUGCAGUGUAAGAGAGGUCCGAGUUGCUGUAGCCACUAUUCUUGAAAAAACCUUAGACAGUGCCUUGUUUUAUCAAGAUAAGUUAAAACGUCUUCAUCAGUUAGUGGAAGUGCUUCUUGGUCUAUUGGACAAAGAUGUCCCUGAAAAUUGUAAAAACUGUGCCCAGUACUUCUUUUUGUUCAACAAUUUUGUGCAAAAGCAGGGUUUAAGAGCUUGCGAUCUCCUCCUCAGGCAUUCUGCCUUGACACAUAUGAUCAACUUUCUUCUUGGCCCCAACCGACAAAAUAACCAGAAUCGCAGAUGGAGUUCAGCACAAGCACGUGAGUUUGGAUUCCUCCAUAAUACUGUGGCCCUGCUGGUUUUGCACUCUGAUGUCUCUUCACACAGGAAAGUGGCUCCUGGUCUGUUCACUUUGCAUUCACCUCUUGGCGUGACCACCUCAGGGCCACUUCUGGCCCUCCAUGAAGAGGUGGAAGCUUUGCUAUUCCUCUCUGAGGGGAAACCUUACCUAAUGGAGGUGAUGCAUGCUUUGAGGGAACUAACUGGAUCGCUGAUGGUUCUCCUUGAGAUGGUGGUAUACUGCUGCUUUUGUAAUGAGCACUUUUCCUUUACCAUGCUACAUUUAAUUAAGAAUCAGUUGGAGACUGCUCCACCUCAUGAACUGAAAAACACCUUCCAGCUUCUUCAUGAGAUAUUGGUUAUUGAAGAUCCUUUACAAAUAGAGCGGGUCAAGUUUGCAUUUGAAACAGAAAAUGGAUUGCUAGCUUUGAUGCAUCACAGUAACCAUGUGGACAGCAGCCGCUGUUACCAGUGUGUCAAAUUCUUAGUCACUCUUGCUCAGAAGUGCUCUGCCGCUAAAGAUUAUUUCAAAGAGAAUUCACAUCAUUGGAGUUGGGCAGUACAGUGGCUUCAAAUAAAGAUGUCUGAACACUACUGGGCUCCACAGAGUAAUGUAUCAAAUGAAACCUCAACCGCCAAAACCUUUCAGCGCACUAUUUCUGCACAGGACACAUUGGCAUAUGCCACAGCCUUGUUAAAUGAAAAGGAUCAGUCAGGAAGCAGUAAUGGAUCUGAGAGCAGUCCUGCCAAUGAGAAUGGAGGGAGACAUCUACAACAGGGCUCGGUGUCUCCCAUGAUGAUUGGCGAACCUAAAAGUGACCUUGAUGAUGUGGACCCUUAGCAGGUAGCUGCAAACUGAAGAACAGAAGUUCAGUGGAAAUACUGAGUAUCUGGGGCCUUUCUGAUCCUGCUGGAAUCCCAUCGCUUACAUCUUGAGUGGAA